Messenger RNA from Ostrinia nubilalis (European corn borer), 819 nucleotides. RefSeq names its product short stature homeobox protein 2-like. Lineage: Eukaryota; Metazoa; Arthropoda; Insecta; Lepidoptera; Crambidae. The record is from RefSeq and is a predicted model, not a curated record. The coding region runs from base 1 to 819 and encodes 272 amino acids. The transcript has 7 exons. Gene Ontology annotation, biological process: regulation of transcription by RNA polymerase II. Gene Ontology annotation, molecular function: DNA-binding transcription factor activity, RNA polymerase II-specific; sequence-specific double-stranded DNA binding. Gene Ontology annotation, cellular component: nucleus.
AUGUCGUGGCUGGAUCACCGGCGUCUCGAGAGCGCUGCUCCAAGCGAGCGACGACAUAUCACGGACAAAUCCCCAAACGGGGUUGGUGGUGGAGCCGGCGGCAAGCAGCGGCGGUCGCGGACCAACUUCACGCUGGAACAGCUGGGCGAGCUGGAGAGGCUGUUCGACGAGACGCACUACCCAGACGCCUUCAUGAGGGAGGAGCUCAGUCAGCGACUCGGGCUCAGCGAAGCGAGGGUGCAGGUGUGGUUUCAAAACAGACGAGCGAAAUGUCGGAAGCACGAAAGUCAAAUGCAUAAAGGGCUGCUGGUGAGCGGCGGCGGGACCCCGCUGGAGCCGUGCCGCGUGGCGCCGUACGUGUCGGUGCCGCGGCUGUCGGCCGUGCCGCGCCCGCCGCCGCCGCCGCUCGCGCCGCACCCCUCGCCGCCCGCCGCCUUCGCCCCCUUCGACUCGGCGUUGCUCUCUGCUGCGGCACACCAGCCGCACUCCUCGCCGCCCGCCGCCUUCGCCCCCUUCGACUCGGCGUUGCUCUCUGCUGCGGCACACCAGCCGCACCCCUCGCCGCCCGCCGCCUUCGCCCCCUUCGACUCGGCGUUGCUCUCAGCUGCGGCACACCAGUACGCCAGCGCGGCAGCGGCGGCGGCGGCAGCUCUGUGCCCGCCGUACGCCGGACUGGCGGCGUUGGCGGCGCGCUGCCGCUCGUCUUCCAUCGCCGACCUGCGGCUCAAGGCGCGCCGCCACGCCGCCGCCAUCGCCGCCGCGCGCGCGCCCUCGCCGCCCGCCGCGCCGCCCGCCGCUCCCGCCUCCGCCGACACAUAG